UGAAACCGGCUGCUGCAUGCAAACGCUCCUUCAGACAUAGUGGCUCUCUCUACCUAUGCAGAGGUAUUGAGGAUCUCGGAGCCUGAAAAACAAACCAUCUAUCCACAGCACCUUGUCCAGAAACAUCGUGAAUGUGUACAAAACAGAGCCAGCCUCCUGAAGCGGUUCACCCAGUCCGGUUCUGUCCUUUCAGGGGAUGGCCCGGGUCCAGGAUGGGCACACAGAGGAAUAUGACAGCUCUGUGAUGUUAGAGGACAGUCAGGAUGGCAUGGACAGUGGUAGCCUGACUCCUGGCUCAGCUCGACAGGUCUGCAUCCAGCGCCAUCCAAGCCACGGCUUUGGUUUCAUUGCCGGCAGCGAACGGCCUGUCGUUGUUCGCUCUGUCUCAGCGGACGGACCAUCAAGUGGCAAGCUUUACCCCGGAGAUCAGAUCCUAGCCAUCAACCAGGAACUCGUGAGUGACGCUCCCCGGGAGAAAGUCAUAGACCUUGUAAGGCGGUGCAAGGAUUCGAUUGUUCUCACUGUGCUGCAACCACAACAGUCACCUAAGUCUGCCUUCAUAAGUGCAGCCAAGAAAGCUCGUCUGCGAACCAAUCCCCCCAAAGUGCGCUUUUCUGAGCAAGUGUCCAUCAGCGACCCAGACUCAACCAUGCUUAAAGACGAGUCUCUGCUUCUGAUACCAAAUGUGUUGAAGGUGUUUCUGGAAAAUGGACAGAUCAAAUCCUUUACAUUUGACAGCCGCACCACUGUUAGGGAUGUGAUAUCAUCGCUGCAGGAUCGCCUUUCUCUACGCUACAUUGAGCAUUUUGCUUUGGUGCUGGAGUCCGGUGGACUGGCCCAGAAUCAGAGGCUGCAUCUGCUCCAGGAAAACCAGCCACUGGCUCAUGUAGUUCACAGGACCUAUUUCCAAGGAAUGAAAUGUCUUUUCCGUAUUUGCUUCUUCCCAAAGGACCCUGCUGACUUACUGAGGAGAGACCCCGCAGCAUUUGAGUACCUCUACAUACAGAGCCGCAAUGACGUCAUUAAAGAGCGAUAUGGAAUGGAUUGGAAGUCCGACGUUACACUUAGGUUGGCAGCCCUUCACAUCUACAUCACUGUGUCCAUUGCGAGACCCAAUCAGAAGAUUUCUCUAAAGCACGUUGAGAAAGAAUGGGGUUUGGAACCUUUCCUUCCUUUGACUCUGUUGCCAACCGUCAAGGAGAAAAACGUCUGCAAGACUCUCUCACAGCUGUUGAAGACAUAUCAGCAUCCUCCACCAGCUGGUAACAAGGUUUCUUCUAUUCAAGGAAAACUACAGUAUAUGCGUGUCUUGAAUGACCUCCCGCCAUUUGGAGGCUUCUUGUUUCACACAGUUGGCUUGGAUGAGAAGCAGUCAGCCACUACAUUGUUGGUUGGGCCGAGACACGGUAUCAGUCAUGUAAUUGACCUGAAGAACAACCUAACAACUGUCUUAGCAGAGUUCAGCCGCGUGGCCAAAGUCCAGCUCUUUAGAGAGCAUCAUGGGGUAGCCCGUGUUGAAGUUGUUAUUCUGGAAGCAAAGCCCUUGGUCUUGUUAAUGGAGUGGCCAGAUGCAUCAAACUUUGCCUGUUUGAUCUCUGGCUAUUACAAGCUAUUUGUGGACCCUAAAAGGACAAUCUACUGCAGGAUACCUGGUCAGCCUUAUAUGAUCAAGGCAGAUUCCAGAAGCUCCCAUGCCCAAUUCCGCUCCGGAGCCACUGUGUUAAGUGGGAGUCGUCGCGAAGAGAGAGAGGGGGCGUCCAGAGAGGCAACACAGAAGACGUCAGCAUCACCCAUAUCUCAGCACCUUGGCCUGUGUCACAUCCAUUUAAAAGAGCAACAACAGAUGCAAGAGCUUCAGAUACAAGCAGAGCAGGAGCUUGACAUUAAUGAGAACCUUAUCUCACAGGUACAGAGUCGCUCGCGCACAAAGUCUGACCCCACUCUAAAGAGCACUGAAUCCGUGCCUGAAGAAGAUGGUCCCACUGAUGACAGUUCAAGCUUCAGGAACAGAGCGAAAACAAUGGAGCCUAAACAGAGGGUUUUCUGUGACUCCUGCAAGGCAAAACUCCAAGCUGAAGGUUUGAUUUCGGACACUGGGGAGGCUGGAAGACUCAUUUUGCAGCAGUGCAAAAAUGCAUGUGCUACUCGUGAAGGAGGUGCUGUUGAUCUCAUUGCCUUACCACUACCUGGGAAUGAGGAAGAUGAAGAGCUAGAUGAUGGAGGAGGAAAGUUGCAGCCUCCCCCUCCUGGCAUAGCAGCUCCACCCCCAGGGUUUCGUGAUAACAGCUCUGAUGAAGAUGACCCGAAAAAGGGUCGGAAAGGAAUCAAAGCCUCUGCUGCUGUGGCAAAGGGUCAAGAGGAAGUUCCUAUAACACUGAUUGAUAAUGUGACCACUAGGACAGUUCAAGACCAUGCUCAGGAGUUAGAUGAUGCAUUAGUAUCCACCCUCCAGGCACUGGAAGCACUAGCUGCAUCGGAGGAUUACCCACACCAUCACCAGCAGACACCACAGACAGCAGGGUUGAUUGUGCUUGCUGCCAUAACCCCUGAAUCAUCCCUAGACUCUGGACAUGAGACAAAUUCAUCAGAGCUAACUGAUGUGUCUGAGAUGGUGUCUGCCAUGAAGCAGCAUCAGAACCAGGCAUAUCUAUUUGCCCACCACAUCAACAAAGAGCGACUUUUCAGUCGACGAGACUUCCCCUUGUCAAUCCCUGGCUGUACAACACAAGCAAUUGGGGGAGGGGCUUUUUCAAUGAGUCAGAUCCGUGGCGGGUGUCCACCAAAGCCUGUGAUCUUAAGUAAGACUGUGCCCUUGAAAGUUUGUCCCGGUCAAGAAAUUAGUCCCUCUGACAACUCUGUGGAGCAGGGGAAGAGCCAUGAAGCAAAAAGUGAGAAGGAUAUAGAAAAAUCAGAAAAAGGCCCUGUAAAAGAGUGUUUGGGAGAGUCUGAACAACAGGCAACUGAAGAACUUAAAUCAUCAGAACUGUGUGCUCCUCAAGUCAACACAGAUCAAUUGCCUCUUGCUAGUAAAGAAAAAACAAGCUCUAUUACCUCAGAAGGUGUCCAGGAAAAAGAUUCUGGUACAGUUACCCUAGAAACUACCAGUAUAGCCUUACCGGUUCUCUUGCCUGUGGAUAGAACUGCAUCUGCAAAAAUUUGUUCAACAAAUAUGUGCCAAGAUGCCGAGAAUGCCUCAAGUGAGACCACUAAGCCUUCAAGUUCAAAGGGCCUUCUGCCAGCUUCUGACUUGUUCUGCACAUGUCCAGUACGACCAGAGCCUGGCCCACAGGUGCGUCUAAAAGAUCCACAGGCCCCAAAAGUGGUAGUGUUUCACUCGUCUCCCACAGACGAUGAGCGUCUCCGUGCCAAAGGACUUCAGUUAGCUAUCAACAAAGAGAACACAGAGAAGACAUCUGAUGCAAGCUUGGUGAAGCCCAGCACCCUGCCUCCUACUAAGUACUCACCAGUUAUGCCUGUUAAAGCAGAACAGAAAGAGAUGUCAGAGGCAAAGGCAGAGAACUCCCAGAGUAAAGCCCCUGUGGAACCACAGAAAACUCCUAAAAGUGUGCCUGUUCUGGUAGACCCAACACUCUUAGGUUGUGUGGAAAAGGGUGCAACUAUCCCAGGAGCCGACUACAAGAAACAGGCAAAUAACAAAGCCAAAUCCCAGCGUAGUACUCCAUUCCUGAGUUUUAGGAACUUAAUUUCAGCCACUUUCCCAGCACGUUUGCGCAGAGAGACAGAUGAGCGUCGUGCACAGCUUCAAAAAGUCAGGCAGUACGAGCUAGAGUUCCUGGAGGAGCUUCUAAAACCUAAAACAUCACAAGGAGAGUUCAUUCCACAGGGAUCCUCUCCUGUUCCAUCAUUUACCCCUUGUGCCUGCCAACUGCGCACAAGUCCUGUACAGAAAGUUCCUGGGAUCUCAAGAGAACAGCGACGCAGCUGCGACUGUAAGAGAAUGUGCCGCGGAAUGCGUCUCCCAGAUACAGCGGUUGGUUCUGCAACUGAUCAGAGAGGAAGAGAGAGGGCAAUCUCUAAAACACCCCCAGCAAUUCCGAAGUCUCCACAUGCUCAAGGAGAAUUACGCAAACCUCAAACUUUGGAAAUCAAAACCACUCGAAUCCGCUCCACAAGCCUUGAGUCUAGGGAACCCAGAGAUACACCUACAUCAUGCUUGCCUACUUGUACCACCCAUUCAGAAUGCAUGAGUGCGCCACAAUAUAAAAAGCUACAAAGGAGAUAUAGUAUAGGGGAGAUUGAUAAUAAUGGCAGCACUCCCCUAUAUGCUGAGGUUAAAACUACAAAAGCAAAGAGCCUUGAGAAAGAAAUGGAAAGAGUGAGGGCCACUGGACUUAGACUUCCAACUCCAGUGGAGCCUGUACAUACUAAAGAUGGGGAUGCAAAGAAAAAAGGGAUAUUUUUUAUUCAGGGAGAUGAGCUAAUUCAGGAAAGCCGUGAGGGUACUGCUGAGGUUCUAGGGUUGCCAAGUGAGGAUACUGAGGACAGAGAAAAAUGUUGCUCUUUCUGCUUCUGUUAUCGCAAAUGUGAAGCUGCUGAUGAGAGCAGUGAAAAAGACGAACUGUCUUAUUCCAUCCCCUUGCAGGUCUUGCCUGGAAUGCAUGUAGAUUCAAGGGCAAUGCCAGUAGUCAGCAAAACUCUUCAGGUACUUCAUGCAGAGGAUUGCAGUGGGGAAGAGGAGGAGGAGGAGGAGGAGGAAGAAGAAGAAGAGGAGCCACAAACACAGAGGAUUGAUCUGCGGGCCUGCGGGAACCUGGAAACUAGCUUGGCAAGAGUACAAUCCUUGCAGGGCAAAAUAUUCUCGCUACCUGAUGGAUUCCUAAACGCACAACUUGAUGCCAAUGAGCUGCUCUCAAUUUUAAGGCAGUGUGCCAUUAGUCCCCAAAUAGAGGGGGAACCUCGUAUCCCCCCUGCAAGACUGGCAGAGUACAAGCAAGAACUUGCAGUCCGUUUUAAAGAGUUCAGGGCAUCAUGUAGACGAGUGGCAAGUGUUGAGAAAAGUCCCUCACGAAUGCUAAGUGCCGUCACAGCUAGCUUCCAGGUGCUGUGUAACCUUACUCAUACAUUCAUUCGGCUGGUCAGGAGUGUACGAUCUGAAACUCAAAAACUACAGCUUUUACGUAAGGUAGAGGAGGUAGCUGUCAACUACACCCUUCUUCUUCGGGCUGCUGAAGAGGCAAUGGGACAUUCUAGUAGCCUCCCUAAUAAGAGUGCAAGUCCUCAGCUCCACACAUCCACUAACAUGGGUUCUCUUAAUCGCUCCAUCAAAAACUUGCCCAGCAAGUAAUGACUCAUUUACACGGGAUUUUGGGGCAGGCCGGAAAGACAGCUGCUCAACACUCUGGCAGGAAUCUCUUCGGGUCAUUCAUUGGUUUACAUUUUUACUCGCCUUUCUUUUCACUGCCUGCUAAAUUCCAUAACCGCAUAACUAUCUACUGUUAUAUGUUUAUGAAGAUUGUGCCAACUUGUACUCACAAAGUAUCUUUGACAUUAUAUGUGCACAGAAUUAAAAAAAAAAAAAUACAACUGAUCCUGUGCAUUAUGGGUGAUCAACAGGGCUGUUCACUCUCUUGUCCUUAGAGAAAGGGUACUGUGAAAUGGACUUAGUUUUUGUAUGUUUAGUUGUUCCUAUAUCUAAAUCACAAAAUGACCUUGGGAAGGGCUGGUAGGGAUAGGGCCUUAGUUAUUUUGUGUCCUAAGAAUGGUUUCUAUAAUAUAUUAUGGGAAAAAUUAUAUUAUCACUAUUGCAAUUGCAAUUACUGUAGACAUUAUAGCUACAUAAUCUAAAAAAAUAAAAUCACAGAAAAAGUAAUGGUAACAGAUUUUGUAAAUUAGAUAGAGAGAGAAAUGGUAAUUUGUUAAUGUGCUUGCUUUUCAAUUUUGUUUGUUGUGACAUGAAAUACUCCCUUUUCACAAUAUCAUAUUCACAAUGUCUGGAUUUGUAUCUCUGCAAGGGUCUGAAUUGACACUUUUUUAAAUGAAUAUUUAUGAACACAAGAGCCCACUAACAAGAUAGAGGAAGGAAACACCUGCCCAGGGUAGACAAUGUAGCAAAUUCAAAUUCACCAGAAUAUUAAUUGAAAGGAUACAGUGGUUGAUCUAAGACCAAAAUGAAAAAGGGCGCUCCUGUUUUCUAAUGCACAAAAAAUAAAUAAAUAAAUAAAUUUUCACUCUCACACCCACAUAGUCAUCCAGCUCCAUACCUCAUACAUGUAGAGGCAAAACGUAUUUUUUUGUAUUGGAGGAGUGGGCUGGGUUCUUAAUAGCCUCAUAAUUUUGUGCAAUCACUAAGCAAAUGCUUGCGUAUAUAAUAUUUUUUUUUUCCACAUAUAGCAUAUACAAGUACACAGAUAACCAAUGUUUCACAAUAUUUUUUUGAUUAUUGCUUUAAUGUUUUUCUUCUCUCCCAUAAUUUGAAAUGUCUUAUUGUAGGAAACUUUAUUUUUUAAUUUUCAUGUGAUGUCAUUCAUUGUGCACUCCUGAGAACAUAAUCCCUCCACCCUCACCCUCACACACCCACACAGAAUAGUUUUAUAUGUAUUUUAAUAAAACCAACUGCUGUCUUA
This is a messenger RNA of Rhinichthys klamathensis goyatoka, 6584 nucleotides long. RefSeq names its product FERM and PDZ domain containing 3 (gene frmpd3). Gene Ontology annotation, cellular component: cytoskeleton. Gene Ontology annotation, molecular function: protein binding. The transcript has 17 exons. NCBI's taxonomy places the organism in Eukaryota, Metazoa, Chordata, Actinopteri, Cypriniformes, Leuciscidae. Bases 197 to 5305 code for a protein of 1702 amino acids. The record is from RefSeq and is a predicted model, not a curated record.